UUGCAGACUGAUUUAGUUUUUUCAGGUUUUUCACCAGGAGAAUUUCCCUACUGGGACAGUAACAAAGUGAUACCGAUACUGAAGGAUUCGGUGCUUUUUGGUCUCACUCCUCAUCAGAGCGGCCCCAGCGAACAGCCUUCCUGCACGAAGCAGAUCUGCAUUUUUUUUUUGUUUCGUGCUGGAGUCUGUCUUGUGCUUCUGAAACCAAACCCACAUCAAAGCUGACAUCAUUUCAUGAGCUCAUGAAGGUGCGCUUGUACAGCAACAGGCAAACACAAAACAUCGGCUUUUAAGGUUUUACUUUAUCACAGAAGCCCAAAAAAAAGGAGAAAGAUUUCUUUCUGUCUUCAUCUUUUGAAGAUGGAGGGCUUUGCUGAUCUUCUCACUGAUGCGUUUUCAGAGAGUUCGGUUCCGUCGUUUUCCACGGGAGAUUUGGACUUUGAGAAUUUGUAUUUCGAUGAGAAGAGAGAGGAAGAGCAGACAGAAAGCCUGAUGACGGAGGCAGACGAGGACCAGCUUCAGGAAGCGUCUGCAGAAGGUGCAGCUUUGUCGGAGGGGCCCAGUGCAGACGCACUGAUCACAGAUGAGAAUACUGACGAAGACAGUAGUGAUGAAGAGGAUUUUACAGGGGACGGUUUUAGGAGCAGAACCCCAGAGGAUGACUCCACAAGCUCUAAUGAAGAAGAAGAUGAAGAGGAGGAGGCUGAAAGAGAUGAAGAGGAAGGCGAGGCGCUGAUAGUGAUAAGCAGCAGUGGUGAUGUCCUUGAGUCCAGAAAGGAGGGUGGCAUCCUUGAUGAUGAAGACUCGGAGGUACUGGAGGAUGAAAUUCAAGUUAUACAAGCAGAGGUGGACAGUGGUGAAGAGGAGGCCACUGGAAAUGAGAAGAUAGUGGAAAGUGUCGAGAGUGAGGAUGAAGAAGAAGGAGAGGAAGACUCCUCUGAAUCCGAGUAUGAAGGCAGGAACACUGAAGAAGAGAACGUUCUCUCAGAGGAGGCAGGAAAUCCCGACACCAUUGAUCCAGCAGACUCCUGUUUGGAGUUCCCCUCCAUUUCUUUCCAGAAUCUGCAGGAUCUCAUCUCUGAAGUGGACGGUGAGGCUUAUAAAGAGAAAAUGACCGACUUCACAGGCGAGGAGCACCAGGAGGCCGGUGAGAGCUUUGCCGAUUAUCCCUCGGACUUUUCCCCAGGCGAAUACGGCAGAAAUCCUGUCGAGGCACAGCACGCCUCGCCUCAUCCCAGGGAAGGAGAAUGCCUGGAAAGAGCCGGGACUGAAGGCCACGGGUCCGAGGAGGCCGGUUCUGGAAAGGAGGAAGAUUUCUUGUUCACAACGGAGAUGAAUGCCGGUAAGAUGACAAGACCGGAUGAGGCCGGGGGAGAAGAGGAUGAGAGGAAACUGGAGCAUUUGUUGAGUGCGGCACGCUUUGAUGAUGAAGGGAAGACAAGUGAGAGCGACUCCUACAGCUCCAGCGACGACGAAGAGCCACUGAGAAGAUCCAGUGAUGUCUUUUCGGAUAAGUCAAGAACCCAAUAUCUUGACGAAGACACAGAACUGGAGGACGGCAGCGUCUCCAACGGCCACAACACCAAACACGGCAAAUAUGACUUCUUCAGCUCAGGGUCAGAUGUGUUAGAAACCAGCAACUUUCUGAGAGAAAACCUCCUAAGUGCAGAGGACACGGAUGGGACUGAUUCGCCUCCUUCGGACAUAAAUCAGUGUCCAGAGGAAGGCGUUAAUAGCUACUCCAUGGUGCAGAGAGAAGAGACAAAAACAGCAAGUCCAAGCACCCAAGGAUCCAUCGACGACUGCUUCUUCUUUACCCAUGAACCCGACAACUUCCCUGUGGAAGGGCAGCAGGAGGAGGAGGAGGAGGAAGAGGAGGAGGAGGAGGAGGAGGAUGAAUACGAAGAGAGGAGGAACUUUGAACAGAUGAAGCAGAGGAUCGAAGCGUUCCAGAGGUUUUACGACAACAACAGCGACGACGAGAACGGACGAGAAGAGAGGCAGAUAAAAGUUCAGUUUUGUGUGGACCCUCUAUCCCAGGUUAACUAUUACGACACUGACAGCAGUGACAGAGACUCCCUGAGCAGCUCCUCGGACAGGGAGGAGGACCCGAGCUCUGCAGAGCAACCUAACGAACCAAAGGAGCCUGAAGAAGAACCUGAAGAAAAACCUGAAGAAGAACCUGAAGAAGAGCCUGAAGAAGUGCUUGAAGAAGAGCUUGAAGAAGAGCCUGAAGAAGAGCCUGAAGAAGAGCCUGAAGAAGAGCUGAAUGUAAAAGCGGUGUGUGAUCCUCCAGUCGUCCAGCAGCAUCAGAGCCCGGCAGACAUCAUUAACACAGAAAGCUGCACCAAGACACACAAGACUCUCAGCACUCUGAAGCUGAUCGCCACGUUGGGUGCGGUGACGGGAGUCCUGAUGUUCUGCCUGACUACAGACCAACACGAGUGGCUCAGACAGCUCUUCUUUUUGUAGACGUGCAGCUCAUUUUGGUUAUGAUGCUUUACUUUUAUUGUCCUAAUAAGAGAAAACCUGUUUCAUAAAGGUUGGAGGUAAAAAAAACAAGCUCUGUACAUAUCUGCAUUCUUACUUAUUACUGUUUGAGAAGGUGAUGGGGACCUUUUCUUUGAAAAUACACAACAAAUGUAAAACAUCUAAAAACAUGCUUAAAGAGAUACAAUUGGUCACUAGAUUGAACAAUAAAACAACUCAGUGUAAGCUUUUACCCAGACAGUUUUGUAAAUAAAUAAUGAAAGGUCUUUUAAUG
Messenger RNA from Fundulus heteroclitus (mummichog), 2764 nucleotides. RefSeq names its product glutamic acid-rich protein. The coding region runs from base 361 to 2472 and encodes 703 amino acids. The transcript has 7 exons. Lineage: Eukaryota; Metazoa; Chordata; Actinopteri; Cyprinodontiformes; Fundulidae. The record is from RefSeq and is a predicted model, not a curated record.